Molecule: messenger RNA, 4280 nt
Organism: Mugil cephalus (flathead mullet)
Lineage: Eukaryota; Metazoa; Chordata; Actinopteri; Mugiliformes; Mugilidae
Product: L-fucose kinase
Exons: 24
Coding region: 360-3611 (1083 amino acids)
Biological process (GO): GDP-L-fucose salvage
Molecular function (GO): ATP binding; fucokinase activity
Source: RefSeq, a predicted model, not a curated record
GUUGCCCGUUCCGCUUCGCCGAGAUGUCCAAGGAUGCAAAUCCAACGCUACUGUUUGCGUCCUACGGAAGCCUGCGUGGCCAAAGAGACGCGGAAGGAGGGAGCAAACAGAAACUACGUCUGAAUUUAUUCCCUCAAAACUAUUUUACUCAAAAUCAGAUUUAAUUACAGUUUAACUUAAUCUGAGUCUGUUACUUUGAGUUACAUUUGUCUCCUUCUCGGCUAACUCCGCCUGUAGCUAGCACUGACUAGCUGAACUUAGCUUGUGGUCCGUGUCGCCGUUGCUGCGGUCGGUAAACGUUAACCGGAGUUUAUUCGUGACCUCUGCGGGGAUUCGGUUUAAGUGUGAACCGCUGGAAGAUGUCGGAGGGCGGCGGGUUCCGGUGGACCGUGGUGGUCCUGACCUGCCAGCACAAAGACAGCGUGUACUCAUUUCAGAGAGAGCUGGAGCUGAGGCAGCAGAGGGGAACUCUGUGUCGGGAUGCGCUGGUUUUAACGGUGCAGGACCGUCAGGAGCCUCUGGGCAGUGGAGGAGCGACGCUCAACGCUCUGCUGGUGGCGGCCGAACACCUGAGCAGCAGAGCCGGACACACGGUGGUCACGGCCGACGUCCUGGACGACGCCCACGUCCUCAUCCUCCACACGGGUCGAGAUUUUCCCUGGAGCUCCUGCAGCCGAGCGUUCUGCUGGCUCCCCCAGGACGAGGCCGACCGGGACGUCCAGGCCCCGGUCUGUGUCCUGGACCUGCUGCUGGACCGACUCAGCUCCCAGAUCUGUCCUGGUUCUCCUCCCGGUGUUUGGGUCUGCAGCACCGACAUGAUCCUCAGCGUCCCUCCUGACUUCGCUCUGUCCUGGGACGGUUUCUCAGGGGUCCGGGUCUUGGCGUUGCCGGGGGACGUGUCCUACGCCACCGAUCACGGAGUCUACUUGUCGGACUCACAGGGUCGGGUCAGAGACGUGAUCUACCGAGGAACCAGGGAGCAGAUCCAACGGGCGGCCAUGUCUGAUGGGAACGUCCCGCUGGUGUCUGGUCCGGUCUUCUUCAGCCGCUCGGUGUCGGAGAAGUUACUGCAGACUCACGUCACUCCUCCUCUGGACGGCUGCACCUACCUGGGCCUGGACUCUGGAGCUCCGCCCCUCCAGAUCUCUCUCUUCCUGGACGUGUUGAAGUGUCUCUGCUCGGAUCAGAACCAGAACCAGUUCGUGAACGAGGAGCGAGCUGGAUGCAGUUCAGUGCUUGGACCAAAGGGGGCGUUGGUGAGGAGCGGCAGGACGGAGCUGUGGAGGAUCCUGAGGGGGGCUCCACUCAGCCUGGCGUACGUCCCUGGUGGUUGCUAUGACUACCUGACUCUAUCUGGGCGGGGCCACGUCGACCGACUGACGCGUGAUUGGACAAAGAGAGACACUCUGUCCCACAUCCAGAGAGAGAGCCGGGUGAGUGACGGAGGUCGGGUGAUCAACAGCAUCCUGGAGGGAGACGUUGCCGUGGCGACCGGAGCGGUAGUGCAGCACUGCCACCUACAGGGUCCUCUGGACGUCCCCUCAGGGUGUCUCCUGUCGGGUCUGGAGGCGUCGGUGUCGUCCUGCCUCAGGAAGUUGGCGCUCAGCAGUGACAUCAUCAUCCAGGGACACCGCAUUGAGCUGGGGGAGCUGAGGCUGGAGGUGUUCACGGUGAUCGGAGCUUAUGACGACCUGCAGGUCUCCUUUGAUGACAGUAACUCCUCCUUCCUCAACCAGUCGUGGAGUCUCCUCUGCAGUAGGACGGGGGUCCAGCCGGAGGAGCUGUGGCUCAGAGGAGAACAGCGCUCCCUGCUGGAGGCGCGUCUCUUCCCGGUCCUCCUCCCCAGAGGAGGCGCUGUGGGCCUGGAGGGAGGUGUCGGCUGGCUGCUGGGGGGCCCCGGCUGCCUGAAGAGGUGGAGGGAGGCGUGGAGACUCUCUCUGAGGGAGGUGCUGUCCCUCACCCACCAGGAGGCGGAGCUCCGGUGGAGGGAGGAGUUGCUGUACCUGGCGGGGAGGAGGAGGGUGACGGAGGCUCUGAGGAGUCGCUCCGACGUCUGUCUGCUGCCUUGCUUCAGGGCCGCGGUGCUGGGGGGUCAGCAGGAGGCGCUGCUGGAAACGCUGGACAGAAUUGCGUCGGGGAGCAGGGAGGAGGGGGCGGAGUCUGGAGCAGAUCUGGGCGUGGCCGCCCGCUGUCUCUCCUGCAUUGCCGACGUGUUGGUGUGUAUGGCGGGGGGGCGGGGAGGUCUGAGGAGUGGACCGGCUGCUAACGAGGCCUGGACCUCGGCCUACGUCCUCCUGGAGGAGGGAGACCUGGGGGCCGGAGUCCGAGCCCUGGCUCUGCAGAGGCAGCGCUGGCUCAGCAGGCCGGACCUGCUGGUGCGAGCGGCGAGACAUUACGAAGGUGCAGGACAGGUGCUGCUACGACAGGCUGUGAUGUCAUCGCAGAGGUUCAUCUCGAUUGGCCAGGGGCAGGCCCCGCCCCUUGGGGAGUGGCAGGAAGUGCAUUGUCCGGCCAGACUGGACCUGGCAGGCGGGUGGAGCGACACUCCGCCCAUCGCCUUCGAGCACGGCGGCUCCGUGACCAACGUGGCCGUGAAGGUGGAUGGGAAGCGUCCUAUCGGGGCGCGGGCCCGUCGCAUCCCAGAGCCCCGCCUCCGCCUGGUCACCUGCAGCGGAGGGCGGGACAGCCCCGCCUCCACGGAGGUGGUGUGUGAGAGUCUGGACCACCUGAAGGACUACUGUCAGCCUCACGCCCCGGGAGCUCUGCUGAAGGCCGUGUGCGUCUGCAGCGGUUUGGUGUCUCUGACCUCCCAGGAUCCUCUGGGGCAUCAGCUGAUGCAGCGGUGGGGGGGCGGCGUGGAGCUCCACAGCUGGUCUGAUCUUCCCACCGGAUCUGGACUGGGUACCAGCAGUAUCCUGGCGGGGGCGCUGUUGGCAGCCGUCUACAGAUGCACCGGCCGAAGCUACGACACAGACUCUCUGAUCCACGGGGUCCUGUACCUGGAGCAGAUCCUCACCACAGGUGGGGGCUGGCAGGACCAGGUGGGAGGUCUGGUGGGCGGGGUCAAAGUGGGUCGGUCGAAGGCGUCUCUGCCGCUGCAUGUGGAGGUGGAGCGUCUCAGCCCCCCGGACGACUUCCUGGUUUCUCUGGAGAACCACCUCCUGCUGGUUUACACCGGGAAGACUCGACUGGCUCGAAACCUGCUGCAGGACGUGGUUCGGAGCUGGUACAGCCGCCUUCCCUCCAUGGUGCUGAACGCUCAGCAGCUGGUGGCCAACUCUGAGGAGAGCAGCAGAGCCUGUUCACAGGGUUCUCUGUCCAGACUGGGCCAGUGUCUGGACCGGUCGUGGCAGCAGAAGAAGCUGAUGGCUCCGGGCUGUGAGCCGGCCUCAGUCAGGGCCAUGAUGGAGGCGCUGAGGCCCCUGGUCCUGGGUCAGAGUCUGGCCGGCGCCGGGGGGGGCGGCUUCCUCUACCUGCUGACCCGGCAGCCCCGGCAGAGGGAGGCGGUGCAGACGGUCCUCAAGGAAACACCGGGUCUCGGAGACGUCAGCGUCCACUCGGUGCAGCUGGACAUGGACGGUCUCACGGUGCUGUCCCCGUCCUCCGUCUGAUGGGUGGAGGUCUGCAGGGGGACGGAGGAGGAAGAGCCUGAGGGUGGAGGUCUGCAGGGGGACGGAGCAGGAAGAGCCUGUGGGUGGAGGUCUGCAGGGGGACGGAGGAGGAAGAGCCUGAGGGUGGAGGUCUGCAGGGGGACGGAGCAGGAAGAGCCUGUGGGUGGAGGUCUGCAGGGGGACGGAGGAGGAAGAGCCUGAGGGUGGAGGUCUGCAGGGGGACGGAGCAGGAAGAGCCUGUGGGUGGAGGUCUGCAGGGGGACGGAGCAGGAAGAGCCUGUGGGUGGAGGUCUGCAGGGGGACGGAGGAGGAAGAGCCUGUGGGUGGAGGUCUGCAGGGGGACGGAGGAGGAAGCAGCGAUGAUGCUGGAAUCAGUUGUUAUUUCCAUCAUGAAGGGAGCGAGUCUACGAUCAGGAUCUAGAUCAGAGGCUGUGGAGCCAAGAUGACGCUGGGUUUGCUCCUCAGACUUCACACAGACUCGAGACUCGUUCUUUAAACGUUAAUGAAUGAACUAGUUUGAUUUGUUUCCUGAUGAAAAUAAGAAAUAACUCAUCAUGUGGUGACAUAGAGGCGGAGGCUGGAUAUGGAAACAAGGUUUAUUAGUAAAUGUGAAUCUAUUUCUAAAUGACUCUGUGUUGAUUCAUUAAAAAGUCUGAAUGAGGACACGUC